AUGGCCAAUUACGGCUUACUCGUCUUAGUACCUGCCCUUAUCACCAUCCUUAUUUUCGGGAUCCCUUUGUUCUUGGCAGAAUAUUUCCCAUGGCGGAGUCUGUGGAAUCAGCGUCAUGGCAGACCAACCGUGGUUACUAAAUCAUACAAAGGCAGGACUGUCCUGAUUACUGGCGCGAAUGGCGCAUUCGGCUCCAGGGCUGCGAAAAUCUUUGCUCACCGCGAGGUCGAGACUCUUGUUCUUGUUGACGUCAAGGAUUGUGGAGGCGUCAAGGAGGAAAUCGAGGCAGAGCUCAGUGAGAUGAAGAAGACCAAGCCUAACAUUCUGGUUUGGCAAAUCGACAUGAUGUCCUUUGCAGGCUGUCAGGAAUUGGGAAAGAAGGCACGCGAAUUGAAGAGCCUUGAUCAUGUCUUAAUGACGGCAGGGAUUCUCGCCUUCAAUCGCCGCGAGUCACCUGAGGGCUGGGAAACUUCGAUCCAAGUCAACUUCCUCUCCAACGCACUUAUCGCGCUCCUCCUACUUCCACUGCUCAAAUCCUGCCCAACAAAUCCAUCCCCUCCUGUUCUGACCUUCGUCACCACCUUCGGCGUGUAUCCAUCCUCCUUCACCAUGUCCGUACCCAAGCGCGGCUCCUAUCUCAAACAUCUCAGCAACAACAAGGGCGGCAUGGAGCAAGCGCAUCAGUACGGCCGUUCCAAAGCCCUCCUUCUGUACUUCGCCCGCGAGCUGGCAGCCCGAGCCUCGGCCACCGCAGCCGCAGGCAAAGGCAUGCGCAAAGUGACCAUCAACAGCGCCGACCCUGGCUCGGCGUGGACGCCACUCACGAAUCCAAACCAGGCCAAGUUGAUUCCGAGGUUGAUCAUGAACUUUGGCGCUAGAGAUCCACAAAUCUGUGCCACUGCGCUGGUCAAUGGAGUUUCGGCUUCAGAAGAAGGGCAUGGGAAGAUUAUGCAGGAUUUUGAUACUGCGGCGUAUCCGCCUUUCAUGGAGAGAAAGAGCGGCCGCAUGGCGCAGCAGCGUGUUUGGGAGGAGACGAGAAGUGAGCUUGAGGCGAAAGUCCCGGAGGUCAAGUUUGUGUAUGAGAUGUUGGAUAAGACGUUGGAUAUGUAA
Molecule: messenger RNA, 1110 nt
Organism: Phialemonium atrogriseum
Lineage: Eukaryota; Fungi; Ascomycota; Sordariomycetes; Cephalothecales; Cephalothecaceae
Exons: 3
Coding region: 1-1110 (369 amino acids)
Source: RefSeq, a predicted model, not a curated record